UUCAGCUGGUUCAGAAGGGCUAAUGACAUCCCCAAAGAGUUCAUUACUAAAGGGAUUACUCUCAGAGGUCAAGUCAAAGGCAUAUCAAGCAACAACACCCUGCAAGUGCUUCAUAUACCAUUAAUCACAACAUCAACAUUUAGAAAGUAUAAAGAAAGCAAUCAUGAGUCACCAAGUAAUCUUCUUUCCUUGGCUCUUGCUGGAGUGGAAUUCAGAGAUGGCAGUAAGCAGUGGCUAACAGAUAACCUUGUUGACUCCCACAUAAAAUUUCUUCCUCUUCAAGUUGACCUCAACUCUCAGAUAUCAAGCAUUGUGCAUAAAAAGAGAGGUUAUUUUCGACGAAAUAUUUGUGUUAAUGAAGAACUUGUAAAGCAAGGACUUGCAGUCACUGGAAAUUAUGAUAAACAUUUGGAACAAAAUGAGAAGUUCAAGAACCUAUUUUCAAGACUUUUCAAAGCUGAGGCAUAUGCUCUUAAAAAGCAUAAAGGAAUAUGGUAUCAACCAGCGACCUUGGAAAGGAUAAAAAACAUCAAGUUACCUUUACUUUCGAGUUUUAUAAUGCAGAGAAAGAAACAAUCAAAUGGUGGCAACACGCCGGAAAGGAGAAGAGAAGUAGGGGUAAUAAAUAAUAAUGUAAAGUCUAAAGUGUUGUAUUAAAAACGUCUUUUUAUCUGAAGUAUUGGCUGUAAUUUAAGAGAAAAAAUGACAUUGCACAAGGCUAGGGCACAAGAAUCUAGACUGAAUGAGCCUUUGGUAAACCUCUUUAUAGCUGUACAUCAUUUUGAGGGCCACGUGUUAGAUAACUCUCUGGGUUAAUUGUGUCACCCUCCUCAAAUAACGUUUAUUGUAUUGUAUUGUAUUGUACAUCAAAAUAUGUAUAAUAGAGAAGUUGUCCCAUACUAAUAAAGUUAUAUUUGUCAACCUUG
Molecule: messenger RNA, 926 nt
Organism: Actinia tenebrosa (Australian red waratah sea anemone)
Lineage: Eukaryota; Metazoa; Cnidaria; Anthozoa; Actiniaria; Actiniidae
Product: mitochondrial inner membrane subdomain organizer 1
Source: RefSeq, a predicted model, not a curated record